Messenger RNA from Striga asiatica, 1445 nucleotides. Lineage: Eukaryota; Viridiplantae; Streptophyta; Magnoliopsida; Lamiales; Orobanchaceae. The record is from the annotation of a GenBank genome assembly.
UAUAUAUUAAAAAACGCCACUUUCAAUUGCAUAUUAUAUUAAAAAACGCCAUGAUUACAAUUAUCAGAUUUCUUUAUCGCCCAACUCUUCACAUCUCCACCACCACCACUACUCGCCGACACCACUCUCUCUCCGCCGUCCGCCGCCGAGCUUUCUCCGCCUCGCUGCAGCCAUUUUCCCCUUAUCGAGAGGUUCGUAUCCUAGAGAGACUGGACGAGUUUAGGUUUGGGGUUUUGUUGAAUGUCAGGUCGCCGAUGAGUUCGUUACCUUCGCCGGCGCUGCCGGCUCAGCAGGUCGACGGCGGAGUGCUGGAGGCCGUAAACGACGACCACGGAGGAGUGAUAGUUGAAAUGACCAAUGGGCUCCUGGACGCCGCCUCUUAUGUUCCCUUACUCAGAACAUCGCUUUCCCACUGGCGGCGGCAGGGCAAGCGUGGUAUCUGGAUUAAAUUACCUAUCGAGCUUGCUAAUCUGGUUGAACCCACUGUUAAGGAAGGAUUCUAUUUUCACCAUGCAGAGCAUAAUUACUUGAUGCUGGUGAGCUGGCUUCCGAGUACUCCCAAUACUCUGCCAGCUAAUGCCUCACACCGUGUGGGCAUCGGUGCUUUUGUAUUGAAUGAGAAGAAUGAAAUUCUUGUAGUUCAAGAAAAGAGCGGACGUUUUCGUGGAUCAGGUGUUUGGAAAAUUCCAACAGGAGUUGUUGACGAGGGUGAAGAUAUUUGUGAUGCUGCAGUCAGAGAAGUAAAAGAAGAAACUGGGAAAUACUGGCGUUCAGGUGGUGGAGGGAUGAUAAUUACGAAAGCUACCCAUGAAAUUUCGUUUUGUAAAAUAGAAACAGAAGAUAGUCUUUUCAAUGGAUUUUCUUGCUGUUUUCCUAAAACGAGUGCAUUGAACCUCAGGCAGACCCACAAAUCAUAUUUCGAGAAAUCGGAUUUGUUUUUUUUGUGCAUGAUGCAACCUCUCUCUCUGGAGAUUCAGCCUCAGGAAGCAGAAAUAGAGGCAGCCCAGUGGAUGCCUUAUGAAGAAUAUGUAGCACAACCAUUUGUACAAAAGCACGACCUUCCCAAGAAAAUAGCUGCUGUGUGUGAAUCCAAGAAAAAAGGGAUCUAUUCUGGAUUUUCACCAUUGCCCACAUCUACCGGAUUUUCUCAGAAGAAUGCUUACCUGUACGUUAACAGCCGUGAUCUUGGUCGGAAUUCACUCUGAGGUUAACUUCAUUUUUAUAGUUUUGAAAGCAAAACUUUAGUUUCGCUGGCAUUCGUGUGUGUAUUUCCGUUCUCUGCAUUGAAAAAUAGGUGCUUCGUGUUCAAUAUUUAAGAUCUCGUUAGAAAAAUAUUGUAAUAAAGUAUCAUUAAGCACAAUAUUGUUUCAUAAUUUUUGUCUUACGUUUGAAAAGUCUUACUAAUAUUGUUUAGCCUUUUCACCUCACUAUUUUAUUUGGGUAAA